Mytilus trossulus (common blue mussel) is the source of this 342-nucleotide messenger RNA. RefSeq names its product heavy metal-binding protein HIP-like. The coding region runs from base 1 to 342 and encodes 113 amino acids. Gene Ontology annotation, molecular function: protein binding. Lineage: Eukaryota; Metazoa; Mollusca; Bivalvia; Mytilida; Mytilidae. The transcript is spliced from 2 exons. The record is from RefSeq and is a predicted model, not a curated record.
AUGACACUGCCUACACUGACACCAACAACUACAGUUUCCGAAGUAGCAUUUUUUGCCUACAUGUCUCAUCCAUUGACAAACCCAAGUGGACAACAUAUACUUAAAUUUGACGUGUCAAAGCUAAAUGUUGGAAACGCCUACCAUCUACACACGGGAGUUUUUAAUCCGCCAACUUCGGGUAUUUACGUCAUGGCAUUGGAGUGUGAGGACAAGAGAAUAGCUGUAGUUCAUGCAAACAAAUGUGAUGAUGUGUACGUACGUAUAAAAACGGAUACACAUUCUGGCGACGUAUGGAGUGAUACUUACGGAAGAUCAACAUUUGCUGGAUGGAAGAUAUAUUGA